CAGAAGGGCAUCAAUGUAGUGAAGACCUUGGCUUCAGCGGGAAUUCAACAGAGAGUUCUUUUUCUCCUAAUGCAGCUGGUGGUUCUGUCAGUCAUAGACUAUGGGCUGGGCAUCCUCUCCCUGUCCAAGACUCGGAUAGACAGGUUGGAGAGAGUACAGAAUGCAGCUAUGAGGGCCGUUCUAGGUUGCACAAAGGACACCCAUGUUGUCUGUAUGAGAUACAUCC
Molecule: messenger RNA, 226 nt
Organism: Aplysia californica (California sea hare)
Lineage: Eukaryota; Metazoa; Mollusca; Gastropoda; Aplysiida; Aplysiidae
Source: RefSeq, a predicted model, not a curated record